AGAGAGCUCGAGAAAUCGUUUGUUCUGCAGUGCUACACCUGACGCGGCUGCCAUUACGUGCCGGAUCUCUUUCCUGACGCAAUACAAGAAGCUCAUUUCUAUCGCCGUCGAACUAAUUCAAUUGCUGACUUUCCCACUUCACCUUGUCACUUUGUGUGUUGACCUCACGAGCGAUAGUAAAUUCGAAACACUGUCAAGACAAUUCAAAAUGAAGCUCCUCUAUCCAACGUCCAUCACCCUCGACACCAAGAGCCUGGAAGGCUUCAACGUGUCCCUUAUCCCAUACGACAUCAAAAGCAACAUUCCCGACGAGCACACCGACGCCGAGAUCCUGAUAACAUGGUGCAACCCGGUCCCGCAGCUCAAAGAGGAAGCCAAACGUCUCAAGAACCUCCACUGGAUCCAGUCCCUCGCCGCAGGACCGAAUGACGUUCUCAGCGCGGGCUUCGACGCUUCGAAAGUGUCCAUCUGCACGGGCUCCGGCCUGCACGACCACACCGUCGCCGAGCACACUCUGGGACUGCUUCUGAACGCGGCGCGCCGCUUCUUCGAGAUGCGCGACUUCCAGCUCCAAGGCAAAUGGCCCGGCCACCUGGGCGGACCGCAACCGGACAGGCCCGCGGGCAAAUUCACGACGCUGCAGGACGCCAAUAUCCUGAUCUGGGGGUUCGGCAACAUCGCAAAGACCCUGACGCCCUGGUUGACGGCCCUGGGCGCCAACGUCAAGGGCAUGGCCAGACACGCCGGUGUGCGUCAGGGCAUCGAGGUCUACGCCGAGGACAAAUUGCCUGAGUUGCUGCGCACCACGGAUGCGCUGGUCAUGAUCCUGCCGGGCUCGGAAGACACCAAGAAUGUGUUGAACGCGGAGAGAUUGAAGAUGCUGCCCAAACAUGCGUGGAUCGUGAACGUCGGGCGCGGAACGUCGAUCGAUGACGACGCAUUGGUUUCGGCGCUCGAGAAGGGUGACAUUGGCGGCGCCGCGCUCGAUGUCUUUGUCACGGAGCCGUUGCCCGCUGACUCGCCCUACUGGAAGACACCGAAUACGAUUGUCAGUCCGCAUGCGGCGGGCGGGAGGCCGCAGAACCCGGAGGCGUUGAUUGCGUAUAACCUGAGAAGAUUCCUGGCGGGACAGGAGUUGAAGAAUACCGUUUGAUCAAUCACAUGGAUGACUUCCAACACUCUUUGAGAGAUACUAGUACUUAUGUCCAGCUGGUGUGAAAUAGAUAGAGUCUCUCGAGUAUUAUUCAUGUUAAACUUAAGUGCUAAUCGACAUUGAACUACUCGGAUCGGCAUUACAAUUACUAGCACACAGGACAUAGAUGAUAUUCAUGCAUUCUCCC
Molecule: messenger RNA, 1340 nt
Organism: Exophiala xenobiotica
Lineage: Eukaryota; Fungi; Ascomycota; Eurotiomycetes; Chaetothyriales; Herpotrichiellaceae
Exons: 1
Coding region: 209-1153 (314 amino acids)
Molecular function (GO): NAD binding
Source: RefSeq, a predicted model, not a curated record